Messenger RNA from Cyprinodon tularosa, 3289 nucleotides. Its product is annotated as complement factor H-like. The record is from RefSeq and is a predicted model, not a curated record. The coding region runs from base 91 to 2880 and encodes 929 amino acids. NCBI's taxonomy places the organism in Eukaryota, Metazoa, Chordata, Actinopteri, Cyprinodontiformes, Cyprinodontidae. The transcript is spliced from 17 exons.
UGUUGUGAAAUCCAGAGCUCCCUCUCUGUAUAACAGUGUAGCUGUCUGUGGUGCCUCGUUCUGUUUUGUAGUUCAGGGUAGGAGGUCAAAAUGCACAUGAUGGCCAAAAGCUGUGUCCUGCUGUUGUGGCUGCAUUUACUUACCUCUGUAGAAAGCAAAGACUGUACAAUUGAAAAGUUUCUAAAGAGCUCUGAUUAUGAUUCCAAUUUCGACACAAGUGGUCUGGAAUCCAGUUAUGCAGGAGGAAGACAAGUGAGAAUACCCUGCAAUGUUGGCUACAGUGGCUUUUUCAAAAUAAUCUGCACUGAGGGGAAUUGGGAGCCUAGGGGCACAAAAUGCAAACCAAAACCAUGCGGUCAUCCUGGAGAUGCCCAAUUUGCGGAUUUUCGACUUAACGAGGGAACAGAUUUUGUCUUUGGAUCAGAAGUUGUCUACGAGUGCAACAGAGGUUAUCACAUGGUCAGUCGAACAAAUCGGCGGCGUUGCACAGCAGAUGGCUGGGAUGGAAACAUUCCAGUAUGUGAAGCCACCAAAUGUCCAGUUUUUCAUGUGGACAAUAAUGUCCAGGUGUUUGGGGAUGUUGAAGAAGCCACCUCUGGCAGUGUUGUUCGGUUCAGUUGCAUGUCAAGGGAUGAAAUCUUGUAUGGGCAACAGGAGAUAUUUUGCCAAGAAGAUGGAGAGUGGAGUGGGCCUAUUCCAAACUGCAAAGAAAUAAGAUGUUCCGUUCCUCACAUUGAUCACGGAAGUGUCCCUAGCAGCCCUCGGGAGUACAAAGAACAUGAGACCUUAAAUUUUAGAUGUGAUGCUAAAUUUAUACCGGCUGAUGAGAGACCUCCAAGAUGCACAAAGUUUGCAGGAAAACCAAUGUGGAGCCCCACACCUGCAUGUAAACCUAUACAAUGCUCACUGACUCUGCCACCACUCACUGGAACAACAUAUGACCCUCCAUACACAAAUGUAUUCAUACCUGGAGAUACACUGAGAGUCACGUGUGGGGAGAAAUACUGGAUCGUGGACACUGGAACAACAGUGGCAGAUCUUAGUUGCAAAGAAGAUGGAAAAUGGGACGCGCAUCCUGUAUGCCAAGAGGUAACAUGCCCAAGAUGGAUUGAAGGACAGCAUUUGAAAAAGCCUGUUGAUGCUUGGAGAGGACAUAAAUUAGGUGACAGUCAAAGAUAUGACUGUGCCCCAGGCUCUCAGCCUGCAAGUAGAGAUAAAAAAGCAAUAUGUACUAGAGAUGGCUGGGCACCAAAACCCCUUUGCCGAGGACCUUGUGAAAAACCUCAGAUCAGAAAUGGAUUUGCAGUUGGUCCUCUUGAAGGAACUUUGUACUUUGCUUGUAACGAAAAUUACAAACUUCCUACCAAAAGCUGGUGGGGGCAGGCCAAAUGUAAAGACGGCGACUGGGAAAAACUUCUUCCAUGUAUAGAGAAAGACAUGUGUGGAGAAGCGCCUGAAAUUUCCAAUGGAAGAUUAAAUGUCGUGCUAAGUCCUGCUGUGGUUCAAUGCAAUGAAGGAUACACUCCUGAAGUUACCGAGAUAACUUGUUUAAAUGGAGAAUGGAAUUUCUAUAAUUUUACUCCAAAAACAAUCUGUCGUGCUACUUCUAAACACUGUGGCCCACCACCCAAAGUGGAGAAUGCAAUUGUUACUGUGGCAUAUAAGAAGAAAUACUCGGCCAACUCCUCUGUGACUUAUCGUUGUCGUGAAAAGUAUCAAAUAGAGAAAGAAGACACCGUUACAUGCAGAUCUGGGGAAUGGGAAGUAAAGAAUAUCACAUGUACCCCUUAUUGUGAAAAGCUUACUAGUUCAAGACUAGUGGUUGAAGAAGCUAUGGAAAAACAGAGAUAUCUCGAAGGAGAAGUGAUUGAGUACGUGUGCACUUCUCCGCAUGUAAAAGCAGGAGGAAAUGCAACAUGCAGGAAUGGCGAGUGGAUAAAAACGGAAGAAUGUCCAGGCAUUCCUUGUAGAGUUCCACAAUUGGGUCCUGGUCUUGGAAUUUCUGGAUUUCCACCCGAAAAUAAUCUGGUGAAAUCAGGAAAAAAAUUACGUUUUUACUGCAGAGAAGAAUAUGACAUAGAGGGCUCUGCUGAAAUUAAGUGUUUAGAAACUGGAGAUUGGGAUGCCCCACUGCCAACCUGCUCAGAGAAAUGCAGAAUACCAAAUCAUUCAGAAACUGUACGCAUCGCUUCAUCUGUGCCAGGCAAUGCUCUAGAGAAAGGAUUUCAGUUGUCAUUCAGUUGUGAACAAAAUGUACACAUCAUGAAAGGAAGUAAAACAAUUACUUGUUUGGGAAAUGGAAAGUGGAGCGACUCACCACCUGAGUGUGAAAGGGCUUUAGGUUGUUCAGCGCCACCAUCUCUACCAAAUGGAGAAACCAGAAGCACAAGAUCAUAUUUUGACCAUGGUGAACAGGUUGAAUACUUUUGCCGGGAUAACUAUAAUUUAGACGGUGGCUCAUAUAAAACCUGUGAGAAUGGUGAAUGGAAAGGAGAUAUGCAAUGCAUUAGAUCUUCAGGUUGUUCACAUCCCCCACAGGUUGACAAUGGAGACACAGUUUUAUUUACUAAGCCAGAUUACCAAGAGGGUGAAAGAGUUGAAUACAGCUGUUUUUCUCGAUAUACUAUGGAGGGUGGUCCAUUUAAAACCUGUAGAAAUGGUAAAUGGGAAGGAGAGAUGAGAUGCUUAGAUCCCUGCACUGUGGAUGAGCAGUUAAUGGAGCAAAAUAAUCUUAGGUUUGCAUAUAGUGAGAAAAACAAACUAUAUAUAGUUCAUAAGGAUUACAUUUCUUUUUCUUGUAAAAGAGGAAGACGUGUCGGCAGAGUGCCACUGCGUGUACAGUGUAUUGAUGGUGUGAUGGAACUGCCUACCUGCCAGUGAAAAUUUUCAAUGAGCUUAUUAUAAAUAUGCAAUCAUAAAAUUAUGCUAAUUAUCCAAUACAAGAAAGUAGACAGUAUAUUUGACCGUUUUAAUGGUUAUUUCAGGAAAAAUAUGUCUAGUCUUUUGCUUCUGCUUGUUUCAUAAGAAAGUUUCAAGGCCAGUCGAUGUUUUCAAUGCUUCCCAAAGCAAAAAUAUAAAUGUUCCUCUUUCUUUGUUCUGUUGUUUCAAGAUAAAACAUGUCAGGAACUAUUGAUAAAUAAACCAAUGCAAACAUUGACCCUCUGUCAAUCUGCUGAAUAUUGUAUUUUGAUGAUGCUGAAUGCUACUGGAAAAUUAAAAUCUGCCUUUAUGGUUUAUUAUUCUUGAGGUAUGUAUGUCUUCCAGAAAAUUAAACCAUUUGACUUGAUCA